Molecule: messenger RNA, 2607 nt
Organism: Arabidopsis arenosa
Lineage: Eukaryota; Viridiplantae; Streptophyta; Magnoliopsida; Brassicales; Brassicaceae
Source: the annotation of a GenBank genome assembly
UCAAAAGAACCAAACGAAGAAAAACCUCCCUAUUAGAAUCUUCCUUAAUCUUCAGAGAGAAUUAGUUUCCAAUAUAUAACAAUGGCUGCAAACUCAGAAGAUCCGAUGAUGACAACAAGAGAUAGUAUUUACAAAGCUGCAAGAAGUAUAAAACGACGAGACAACAGUCUCUACAACGCUCUUCGAUCUAUCUACCAAGACUCCAUCUUCGUCCACGAGAUCUCUCAGCUUUGGCCUAAACUUCCUCUCGUUGCAAACCUUCGUUGUGGUCUCUGGUACUCACCCAAAUUCGACGCCACUUGCUACUUCAAAUCCACCGAUGGUCAUACCAACAAUUUGUCCUUUAACACUUCUCGUCUCAAUCUCCAUCUUCCUCUUCUCGCUGGAGAAAAAGGAGGAUGUAUCAUUAUAGAUUCUACUCGGAAAGGAAAACGAUUUCCCGAUAGCAUGUCGAAAACGAUACCUAUAUGGUCUUGUGUACUGAACCGUUCAAUAUUUAAUCAUUGGAAGAGAUUAUGUAACAUUGAUGCAGGUUUGACUAGUGAUGAUGGUGAGAAGAUAAGGGAAUUGUUAGAUAAAUGGGAGUGUUCGUUACAUCUACCACUAUGGGUUUCAAAUACUGAGAGGGCCUCUAUAGAAGCUAGAUUGGAUGAGUGGACAAGUCAGUUAGAUGAGAGUGGAGCUGAUAUAGCUACUCUAGCUUCAUCUUUGAGAAAACCUCUGCGGCCUCUUUGGGUUUCACAGAAAACUGUCAUAUGGUUGAAUGAAGUACCUGACCAUGAUUCAUGGGAUUUCACACCUCUCAUUCUUGUCUCAGCUUCUGCUUCUGGUGAACUUCAAAACAGAACCAGUUCAGAGUUUAGUUGGAAUUAUAUUCCAGGAGCUGGUGAUGACGAAGAGAGUUGGGCUAGAGGUUUAUCUCCAAAUGUUUUUUGGACACAUGUUGAUGAUAUUAUUCACUCGGGGCCUGACUUGUGUAACCAGAAAGUUGCAGAGAUUGUUGAAAACGAUAGAGUGUAUCGAGCGCAGAGAGGUCAGGAAGCUCCUCAGGUUGUUGUCAAAUGCUCAAAAUCUAAUGGUGUAGUCAACCACGCUAAGAGUGGUGAAAUCAUAUCUCUUACUCCACAAAAACCUAAAGUUGAUGAAGAAAGUUUAGUAUUUUGGUUGGCAUCAACAAAUCUUGCUGUUGGAGCAUCACAAGUAGCUGGUAAGGUGACAUCAAUUGACUGCAUAUUAAAUUGUGAUCAAAACCCCAUCUCAGUCCCUGUAUCAUAUUUUGAAGAGCAUUUGCAUCUACCCAUGAAGGGUUCAAAAUUUGAUAGAAUUUCUAUAUCAAGAAAUCUUCGUGCCGCGGUUAAUUUUGCUAAGCUCAAGAUGAGUUCAGGGAAGAAAGUCUUAGUUUGUUGUCAAGAUGGGGAAGAUAUCAGUAUAUGUGUUUGUUUGGCCAUUUUGAUGUCAUUAUUUAAUGAAGAAGGGAACUUUGAUGGUGGAAAAUCCUUUGAAGAGAAGAGUAUAACAAAAAUGGAUAUGCGAAGGAUGCUAAUAUUUAUAUGCAAAUACGCGGUGAAUGCUCGACCAUCUAGAGGCAAUCUAAAGCAAGUUUUUGGUUUUCUCUCGUCUCAGCGGGAAAAUUCAGACUAUCUCGUCACUAUGGAUAUUAUCGAAGAUCCAAAAGAGUCUUCAUUGCAGACUGUCAGUGUUCUUGGCAAACUAGGUCCCUUCGGCUUUGUGUCUCUCCAGAAUGAUACAAACUUGGGGAAAUCAUACGUCAAGAAGACAAGUAUUCUCGAACAGUCUAAGAAUCUGGAGAAGGAGCUCAGAAUCAUGCUUCGUUUCCACAACAAUCCCUUCAUCGUUCGAGCUUCAAGCGAUCAUCUUCACUUCGUGACCAACACAAAAAGCAUGAGUUUGUGUUACAUCUACAUGGAGUAUGCUUCCUUAGGGAAUCUCAACAAGAUGAUUUCUGAUGCCGGAGGGAGAUUGCCUGAAGAUAGUGUCAGACGUGCCACACGUAUGAUCCUACAAGGACUCAAGGCUCUUCACUCUGAAGGUUACGUCCACUGCGACCUCAAGCCAUCAAAUGUACUUGUGUUCCCUUCCAACACUCUUGGCGAGCCAUGGGAUCUCAAGCUUGCUGGUUUCUGUUUAUCCAAAGAGCCUACUAUGGAUUCUAAACUGUUGUUUCCUGGAACCCUUGAGGAGUACAUGCCGCCUGAGGCCAUUGAGCAGGACAGGUUUGUUGGGCAGGACAAACUGAUCGGACCAGCCCGUGAUAUAUGGUCUCUAGGACGUAUUGUUCUUAGGAUGUUUGGGGGUAUUCCUGUUGAGGUGAGAGGUUCUAACACUUGGAGGCUGUACGAAGAUAUCUCUCCGGAGGCCACAGACUUCGUGAGGAGGUGCUUGGCAUGGCGCCCUUCGAAUCGGGCCACCGUGGAUGAGCUCUUAGACCAUCCUUUUGCUGCUGAAAAACUUCCAUUUCUCCUUUCUUUCUUAAGGGUUCCUUCUUUCAUAAGAAGGAUUGCCAUGGAAAAAUUGUAUGUUAGACAUGAGGAACUGAUACCAAAACCUCAAGGGUUGCUCUGGUGACAAUAAAAUGAAACUGAAUUU